This is a messenger RNA of Hansenula anomala, 1314 nucleotides long. RefSeq names its product Rch1p (gene RCH1). The transcript has a single exon. Bases 1 to 1314 code for a protein of 437 amino acids. The record is from RefSeq and is a predicted model, not a curated record. Lineage: Eukaryota; Fungi; Ascomycota; Saccharomycetes; Phaffomycetales; Wickerhamomycetaceae. Gene Ontology annotation, cellular component: plasma membrane.
AUGUCUAAUGAGACGUUGGAUUUAACUCAUGGAAAGAGUAAAAUUAUCAAAUUCUUGAUAUGGUUUAAAAAUUUCUGUAUAAAACAAUGGUUUUUCAUAACUUUAGCUAUAUUUAUAGUCAUUGCAAGAUUCGCUCCAAAUUUUGCAAGACAUGGAGGUUUAAUAAGAGGUGAAUAUUCUAUUGGUUAUGGUGCUGUGGCUAUAAUUUUUUUACAAUCUGGAUUAUCAAUGAGUUCAAAAGAUUUAAUGAAAAAUAUGGGUCAUUGGAGAGCUCAUACUACAAUCAUAAUCAUUUCAUUCUUAAUAACUUCUGCAAUCAUGUUUGGUUUUGCCACGGCAAUUAAAGCUGCUAAUGAUGAACAUAUUGAUAAAUGGGUAUUGGUUGGUUUAAUUGUCACUUGUACUUGUCCAACUACUGUUUCUUCAAAUGUUGUGAUGACUACCCAGGCAAAUGGUAAUGCACUUUUAUGUCUUUGUGAAGUUUUCAUUGGGAAUGUCAUAGGUGCUUUCAUCUCGCCAGCUUUAUUACAAAUGUAUACCUCGGAUCCUUCUUGGUCAUUUGGUAAUCCAGCUUCUGAUACCUCGGUUAGUGAUUUAUACAGAGAAGUUAUGAAACAAUUGGGAUUAUCAGUUUUCAUUCCAUUAUUUGUUGGACAAGUCUUGCAAAAUGUUUUCCCUAAACAAGUUAAAUGGUUUUUGAAAAUUACUAAAUUAAAUAAAGUUAGUAGUUUUUGUUUGAUUUUAAUCAUGUUUAGUUCAUUUUCAACAGCUUUUUAUCAAGAUGCAUUCACCUCGGUUCCAAAAGCUUCAAUUAUUUUUUUGGUUUUCUUCAACAUUGGGAUUUAUUUAUUCUUUACGUUGAUUUGCUUUUUAAUGGCUAGACCUUAUUUCAUAUUGAAAAUUUUCAAUCAUGAACCAAAUCAAGAAUCUACUAAACUUUAUACAUGGAGUUAUAAAAUUUUCAGACCUUUUUAUUACAAUAGAAGAGAUACCAUCACAGUCAUGUUUUGUGGUGCUGCUAAAACUGCAGCUUUAGGUGUUUCAUUAAUUUCAUCUCAAUAUGGUGAUAAUUUUGAAUAUUUAGGUAGAUUAUUAGUUGCUUUAGUGUUGUAUCAAUCUGAACAAGUUAUAACUGCUCAAGUUUUAGUCAAUUUUUUCAAAAAAUGGGAGAAAUUGGAUCAUAUUGAUGAAAUAAAAGAUGAUGAUGAAGAAGCUAAAAUUGGAAGCCCUGCUGAUACAAGUGCACGUUCAACUAGUUCUGGUAAUGAAGUUGAAGAAAAUUAUGACCAUGAUGCGGAAUUGGAAAAGAAAUAA